AUGUUCUCCAAGGCUCUUUCUACCGCCGCGGUGGUCCUCGCUGCCGCUGGCCUGGUCUCUGCCCAGACUUAUACCGACUGCAACCCCCUCAAGAAGACCUGCCCUGCCAACCCUGCCUUUGGCGACAACAAGGUCGACUGCGACUUCACAAAGGGUGAAUGCGAUGCCUUCCACGGGAUGAUUGGAACCAGCCUCAAGUACGACGGCAAGGGUGCUUGGUUCGUUAUCAACAAGGAGAGCGAUGCUCCUACCAUCCGAACAGACAACUACAUCUUCUUUGGCCGAGUCGACGUCGUUGUCCAGGCCGCUCAGGGCCAGGGAAUCGUCACCAGCGCCGUCCUUCAGUCCGACGACCUCGACGAGAUCGAUUGGGAGUGGGUUGGUGGUGAUAACGCUCAGGUCCAGUCCAACUACUUCAGCAAGGGUGAUACCACCACAUACGACCGCGCCGUCUACCACCCCGUUGCUGCUCCUCUCACCUCGACUCACAAGUACUCUGUUGAGUGGACCUCGACCAAGAUUGACUGGCUCAUUGACGAUGCCGUUGUCCGUACUCUGAACGCUGCCGAUGCCAAGGGCGGAUCUGCCUUCCCCCAGACCCCCAUGCAGAUUAAGCUCGGAACCUGGGUUGCUGGAGGCAAGAACAGCAACGCCGGAACCCGAGAGUGGGCUGGUGGUUACACCAACUUUGACGAUGCCCCCUUCAACGCCUACUACAAGAGCAUCACCAUUAUCGACUACGCUGGAAAGGACGCCCCUGGCCAGAACGCUGGUGCCAAGGAGUACGUCUAUGGUGACAACUCUGGUGACUGGACCAGCAUCAAGGUGAAGAAGACCAGCUCCACCGACGACGACGAGAAGACCACCACCAAGGUCACCAAGACUAGCACCACUGCCGAGCCCACCAAGACCAAGACCGCCGAGACCACUUCCACCGAGGAAGAGACCAAGACCACCUCCAGCGAGACCAAGAAGGAGACCAAGACUUCCACCAAGGAGGAGACCUCGACCAAGGAGGAGGAGACAACCACUGAGCAGGAGACCAAGACCUCUGAGGUCGCCACCACCUUCACCACUGCUGCUGCUACCUCCAAGGACGCCGGUGCCACUACCACCGAGGCCGGCGCUGGCUCUGGCGGUGCCCAGGAGACUGGCUCUGCUACCGGGGCUGGAGACGACGCUGCUCCCUCAGUCAGCACCGUUCCCGUCAACUCUGGUGCCCGAUUGGCCGGCAGCGUUCUCGCUGCUGCUGGUCUCAUGAUGGCCCAGAUGCUCAUCUAA
Messenger RNA from Fusarium falciforme, 1281 nucleotides. Its product is annotated as Glycosidase. The transcript is spliced from 3 exons. Gene Ontology annotation, molecular function: glycosyltransferase activity; hydrolase activity, hydrolyzing O-glycosyl compounds. Bases 1 to 1281 code for a protein of 426 amino acids. Lineage: Eukaryota; Fungi; Ascomycota; Sordariomycetes; Hypocreales; Nectriaceae. Gene Ontology annotation, biological process: carbohydrate metabolic process; fungal-type cell wall organization. The record is from RefSeq and is a predicted model, not a curated record. Gene Ontology annotation, cellular component: fungal-type cell wall.